ACCGAACUUUCAAGUUUCAAGAAUAAAGUUUUGUUGCAAAUUAUUGAGAAAGAAAGUUCAGAAAUUCUAAAAAAUGUUGUGAGGUAAAUUGCAGGCGAAUAUCGCUUUCCAUUUUGUUAUUUGCUAUGCUAGAAGCUCGAUGAUGAUAGUCUGUUUUAUCAAACGGCUCUGGUUCUAUCCAAAGGCUAUUGUAUUCACAAUAUACACUCUGACUUACAAUGCCUUUCAAUCCGAUUCACCGGUUGCUGAUUGUGCAUUUGAACCCAUAAUAUGGAUCGUUGAUCACUUUGCUGGAUGGCUAGGACGGGGCUUGGUCAUACUAGUGAGCUUCUUAAUAUCUGGUGUUGUGGUGAUAUUUUAUGUUUAUGUGAUGCCAAUUGUCCUUGAAUAUGAAAGCACCAUGUUUAGUAUCUGUCACUUGAUCUGUGGUCACUGGCUGUUGUUGAACAUCUCAUUUCAUUAUUACAAAGCUGUUUCAACUAAUCCAGGUUAUCCACCUUCUGGAAAAAAAGCUGUUGCCCUUAGAGAUAUACAAGUUUGUACAAAAUGUAUUCAACCCAAGCCACCAAGAACUCAUCAUUGCAGUGUUUGUAAUAAGUGUAUUCUAAAGAUGGACCACCAUUGUCCAUGGAUUAAUAAUUGUGUUGGACAUUUCAACCAUAGAUAUUUCUUCAUGUUUUGUGUCUACAUGUGUCUUGGGACGAUUUAUGUGUCCCUCACGUUAUUUCCAACAUUUUUCAGUCAUUUUGACGAUUUUGCUAAGAACAUGUUUAAAGAGUAUUUUAAUAUCGGAAUUCCUCGACCCACGACGGCUGCAGAAAAAUAUUUUUUAAAACGUCAUCUAGAACCAAAAAUUACAAAACCAGAGGAAGAAAGCUUACAUAAUAUAGUCAUAUUUGAAUUUAUGUUGUGUUCUUGUGUGGCUGUGGCCGUUGGAGCACUGGCGGGCUGGCACAUGAUUUUAAUAACGAGAGGAGAAACGUCUGUAGAAGUUUAUAUUAACAGAGCCAAGAGAAAGAAAAUGAAGAAGGAAGGAAAAACAUUUUUUAAUCCAUUUCAUUACGGAAUGAUCAGAAACUGGAAGAUUGUACUAGGUCUUGGUCAUGGCAGGGGGCUAUGGUCGAUCAUCAUGCCAUCUUCCCAUCCACCAAAUGGCGAUGGCGUAAGUUGGCCGAGACCAGAAGGGUCAGAACUUAAUGAUGCAUCCACCAUAGGAAAUGAUAAAGCGGCAUUUUUGGCGUAAAAUUCCAGCGUCUUGGCGUAGUAUUUUAAGAUGGAACGUUUAAAUGAAUUUAGGUAAACCAACGACAUUAGUUAGCUAAGUGAUAUUAACAUUUGAGGUGAGAUACCUAUAGGUGUGUGUAAAACGGUAUUUUACGUCGUACCAGAGGUUUGGCACGUGAGAAGCACGACGUAUCAUGUAUGAAGCAGGCCUGCCGAGACAUUCAACCAAGGUCCAAGGAGGAGAAUUUUUACUAUCUUGGUCAAGUUUAUACAAUACUACAUUCAUUCGGCCAUACUGUUAAAAUAAUU
This is a messenger RNA of Dendronephthya gigantea, 1533 nucleotides long. RefSeq names its product palmitoyltransferase ZDHHC16B-like. Lineage: Eukaryota; Metazoa; Cnidaria; Anthozoa; Malacalcyonacea; Nephtheidae. Gene Ontology annotation, biological process: protein palmitoylation. The coding region runs from base 140 to 1243 and encodes 367 amino acids. Gene Ontology annotation, molecular function: palmitoyltransferase activity. Gene Ontology annotation, cellular component: Golgi apparatus. The transcript has 10 exons. The record is from RefSeq and is a predicted model, not a curated record.